AUGGCAAUCAGCCCGAUGGAUGACCACAUGAAUCAAGGAGGCCCCUAUACUCACCACAACAAUUCAAACCUCUCCAACACCGCAUCCUUCGACUCUUAUAGCUCUGGCGAGUCGACAACGUCCUGGGACGUGGCUACUCCGUCGCCGUCGCAAAGCGACGUCUUUGGCACCUACGACAGGGACGGCUUCUCGCCUUCGCCGUCUCACAUGUUCACCAGCUCGCUAGCCCAUCAGUUCAACGUCCCCUCUAACCACAGUCUCAGCAUGGGAGAUCCGUCGAUGAUGUAUCCGGAAUCCUUCCAUAGAAGCGUUGCAAGCCAAGAUCAUAUGACUUAUGAACUCCACGCACCACUUCCAUUGCCUAUCAGCUCUCCAGCUUUCCUCCCAGAACAACACUACGUGAGCCCAGGCCAGACAUGUUUCGAUCCCUUGCGGCCGACACCCCCUCCCCUAGAUGGCUACUACGACGACCAACCCCGCUACUACAUGUCUCCCGUCCAAGCCACCUCGCACCCUUCCCACUCCGCCCCCUCAUCCUACAACAACUACUCCUCCGCCCCCGCCCUCCCACCCCCCAUCAACAUGCGCCGCCGCCGCGACCACCGCCGCUCCCGCAAACACCCCUCCCACAGCCCCACCAUCGUCAUGUCCGACCACGGCUACGAAGCCACCAAAGUCCCCGCCGGCCACUUCGAAUGCACACAAGCCGACUGCAAGAGCAAAGGGCAGAAGUUCAAGCGCCAGGAGCACUUGAAGCGACACAUGCUGACACACACGCAACCGCGCGACGUCGGGUGUCCGUUCUGCCCGAAGCGGUUCCAGGAGAACCGGAAGGAUAAUCUGAAGGCGCAUUUGUUGUUGCAUAGUAAGCCGAAUGCGGAUCGGAAGCGGACGGCGUAUGCGCCGGGGGCGGCGGAGGCGUUGGAGAGGCUGGGGGGGCUGGGGAAGAAGGGCGAUUGGGAGGCGGAGAGGGGGGAUGUUAAGGCGAUUUGUGAGCAGGCUAGACGGAAGGGGGAGAGGGAGAGGGGGUUGUGA
This is a messenger RNA of Pseudogymnoascus verrucosus, 1035 nucleotides long. RefSeq lists its product as uncharacterized. The coding region runs from base 1 to 1035 and encodes 344 amino acids. The transcript is spliced from 2 exons. The record is from RefSeq and is a predicted model, not a curated record. NCBI's taxonomy places the organism in Eukaryota, Fungi, Ascomycota, Leotiomycetes, Thelebolales, Thelebolaceae.